Messenger RNA from Peronospora farinosa, 1293 nucleotides. The record is from the annotation of a GenBank genome assembly. Lineage: Eukaryota; Oomycota; Peronosporomycetes; Peronosporales; Peronosporaceae.
AUGCUGUACGAGGGUGUGCGCCACACUAUUACGACAAUGUUAGGCGCUGAAAGGCAAUGGCUACGUCGGCAGUGGCGGGUGCUGUCUCUGGCAUAUCAAUUGCAGCAACAUGUGCGAUCUCACGUACCUGUUGCGUCAAAGCUACAUCAGCUGAAUGCGGUCCAUGUCCGCAGCUUCGCAAUGCCUGCAGCUAUUUUAAGUCAGAUGAACUUGCUUGGACGCCGCUACGAUGUGUUGGCGCAUGAAUUAUCACACAACGAUGGCAGCUUUUCAUCGAACAAGAUCACGACUCUUGCUAUUGAAAUGGCAGAGCUGGAGCCAAAGGUAGCAGCAGUGCGUGAGCUGCAGAAUCAACAAAAAUUAGUGAAGGAGCUGGACGAAAUGAUUGUGGAGCAGACGGACAGUGACGACCCUGAUGCCGUAGAGCUCCGUCGCAUGGCAGAGGACGAGCGUCGAGAGCUGUUGGAAACUAUUAACCUACUGGAAAGUGAGGUAGUGCGGCUCAUGCUGCCACGUGAUGAGGUAGAUGAAAAGAGCUCGAUCGUGGAGAUUCGGGCAGGUACCGGUGGUGAUGAGGCUUGUCUUUUUGCUGCGGACAUUCUCAAAAUGUAUCAGAAGGUGGCGCUGGCCAAAGGCUGGAAGUUUGAAAUUAUGAGCUUAUCUGAGACGGACUUGGGUGGCUGUAAGGAGUGUGUUUGUUCUCUUACAGGUCGUGGUGCCUAUGGCCGCAUGAAGUUUGAGAGUGGUGUCCAUCGUGUGCAGCGCGUGCCAGUGAACGACGUUCGCGUGCACACGAGUGCCGUGUCCGUGGUGGUGUUGCCUGAAGCUGAAGACGUCGAGGUGGAGAUCGAAUCGAAAGACCUCCGCAUUGAUGUAUAUCGUGCGUCCGGAGCUGGAGGCCAGCACGUCAAUACGACGGAAAGCGCAGUACGGAUUACGCAUAUCCCCACAGGCAUCGUGGCAUCAGUUCAAGAUGAGCGAUCGCAACAUCAAAACAAGGCCAAGGCGCUGAAGAUUCUCCGUGCGCGUGUAUUUGAUGGUAUCCGUCGACAACGCGACGCCGCACGUCACACUAUGCGAAACUCACAGGUGGGCUCAGGUGAUCGCUCUGAGCGCGUACGAACCUACAACUUUCCGCAGAGCCGCGUGAGCGACCACCGCGUAAACGUGACUGUCUUUGGCAUCGAGCGGAUGCUGAAUGGUGAGUUGCUGGAUGACAUUGUGGAUGCGCUAGUGGUUGACGAGCAGAAUCACCUGCUUAAACAGCUUGAAAACGUAUCCGAGACGCUAUAG